This is a messenger RNA of Adineta ricciae, 207 nucleotides long. The record is from the annotation of a GenBank genome assembly. Lineage: Eukaryota; Metazoa; Rotifera; Eurotatoria; Adinetida; Adinetidae.
AUGUUCGACUCGAUGAUCAACAAUUCGCAAAGAUAUCAACAAUAUCAAGGAGAUCACCUUGGAAAUCUUGGAGUCAAUUCAAGUUAUGAACCAACAAUAACUGUAGUCGUUCCGUGGACACCAGAAUUUGGUCAAGCUUAUCAACAGUUUGUUAAUAGUGGAAUGGGAACGAUGAAUAAUUAUGGAGGAUAUGGAAUAGGAAUUUAA